This is a messenger RNA of Strongylus vulgaris, 992 nucleotides long. NCBI's taxonomy places the organism in Eukaryota, Metazoa, Nematoda, Chromadorea, Rhabditida, Strongylidae. The record is from the annotation of a GenBank genome assembly.
GAAGUCUCACCAUUGUCUAUCCGUGGUAUGGCUUCAUUCUUAUGUGAAAUUGGUUAUGGGGCCAUGGUCGUCCUUGGAAUGGUGCUUGGUAUGACCUCAGUACUAGGGAAUUCCCUAGACAUUCUAAUGCUGGUUCCACUUGUACCCUUAACAUUAUCGCUAAUCUUCUUAGCAUUUAUACCAGAAACACCAAAGGGUGAUAGAGAAAAAGCUCUUCGAUCGCUGGAAUUCUUUCGCGGUGAUCUGAAAGAUAAUCAACGCCUUCUGGAUGAUUAUGAACGCGAAAAGCUUCAGGAAGCCACUCAAGAGCGUUCAUCCUUGAAGGAAAUUUUCUCCACAUGGCAUCUUCGACGAGCUGUGUUUCUAGCCAGCACUGUUUUAUUCUUAACUUGGUCUUUCUAUCCGAUGCUUACCUCAUCCACAUCAUUUUUCAGGCAAUCUAAUAUUAAUCACACGCUGGCAGAGUUGAUGUCCGCCCUUCUGAUGGUGCUUUUCACGAUCUCAUCAAUUUGCGGAGCUUCAAUUGUGGAUCGAUAUCCUCGACGAUUUCUCGUCAUUUUCUCAGGCGUGUUAAGUAACGUUUUCCUUGCAAUGUUCGCUGUAUUCUCGAUUUUCUCUUAUUCGGCGGAUUGGAUCAAAUAUGCUUGUAUUGCAGCAGCUUUAUGCUACUGCAUUGCAUUUGGCACAUUAACCAUCAAGGGUUUCAGUUUAAUUCUUGGUCCCGUUUCAUGGUUCGUGGCUCCAGAACUCGUGCCAUUGAAACAUAAAUCUCUUGUAUUCUCAUUAUGUUUCGGUGCUAACAACGUGUUCAUUGCGAUCACAGAUUUCCUCGCGAUCGUAUUGUUCCAGGUGAUGUUUAAGUAUAAUUCAAUCCAUAGAGCUUUUUUCCUACAAAAAUCAGAUAAAUCUGAUUUUGAAUUAGUGCAUUUGGGCGCUUUCACUAAAUUUCAGCAUAUUCCUCUCAGAUCCAGCGUUUUGAUUGUUUUCUAGCU